Molecule: messenger RNA, 312 nt
Organism: Etheostoma cragini (Arkansas darter)
Lineage: Eukaryota; Metazoa; Chordata; Actinopteri; Perciformes; Percidae
Gene: stil
Product: STIL centriolar assembly protein
Exons: 2
Coding region: 4-312 (102 amino acids)
Source: RefSeq, a predicted model, not a curated record
GUCAUGGUUACAUGGUGUCCAUGGUGUGUUCAGGUCCAGAUGUUGCUGGAGGCUCAGAGGAAACUUCAGGCGUCGUCCGGCCGGCGGGUCGAUGCUCAGACGCCCAAAAGCACCGCCAGCGUCGCCGUGGGAACAGGUGCCAGUUUGUUCUGGGGGAGUCCGGUCCAGUUCCCCCCCCCACAGCAGCCAGAACAGGCUCCUCCCCCUCCCUCACACGCUGACCUGUCCGUCAACGGGCCUGGGGGCGGAGCCGAGAACAGUGACAUCACAGCUCAAGAGGCUGCCUGCUUCCCCUCUGCUCAGCACAGGUGA